This is a messenger RNA of Sorghum bicolor (sorghum), 2419 nucleotides long. RefSeq names its product rust resistance kinase Lr10. NCBI's taxonomy places the organism in Eukaryota, Viridiplantae, Streptophyta, Magnoliopsida, Poales, Poaceae. The record is from RefSeq and is a predicted model, not a curated record. Gene Ontology annotation, biological process: protein phosphorylation. Gene Ontology annotation, molecular function: ATP binding; polysaccharide binding; protein kinase activity. The transcript has 3 exons. Bases 111 to 2156 code for a protein of 681 amino acids.
AUAACGCAUCCCAGCCAUGUCAGUCCUGCUGUUCUCAAAUAACUAAGCGUCCUUCUCAGCCUGUCCAUAACCAGCAUCCUAGCUAGCAUUCCUGCAUCUAGAAAUCUCUCAUGGCGAACUCAUGUGCAGCUGCAGCAUUUCUUCAUCCUUCUGCAUCUUAUUGGCAAGCUUUGCUUGUCUUUAUUUCUGUGACUGCGGUUCGUGCUGCAGGUGCUGGGGGCCGAGGUACGUGUCCUCCUUUCUCCUGUGGUGAUCUUCACAACAUCUCGUCCCCUUUCCGUAGGCCAGGUGACCCACCUGAGUGCGGUGUACAAGCAUACGAGCUGUCCUGUAGCCGCAGCAAGGCUACCAUUCGCAUCAACACGGAGACAUAUUUUGUCACGAGCAUCAACUAUACUGAUCUUUCCUUCGGGGUUGUGGACGCCAACUUGGAUAUGCACAGCAGUUGCCCUCUUCCUCGUCCGGACCAGUUUCGUUACAAUGAUGAUUAUACGGGUUCUUACUUGGAAAGUGGUUUGCAUUCUCAUUAUGAUUUAGGAUUUGAUUAUUCCAAUAACUGGGCAUGCUUCAUUAAUUGUUCACAAUCAAAAACGAAUAGUAGUUGGUACAAGCCAGUCAAUUGCCUGAGUGCGAACAAUUCCUUUGUUUAUGUCAUGGUUGAUUAUUCUGAUUGUACAGUCAGCUCUCUUGAACCUUCUUGUGGAUACUUGGCAAUGAUCCCCUUUGGUAACUGGCGUACCAUCACAGACCCAGAUUUAGAGAAUGCCAGUUAUACAGAUAUCAUAGAUUAUGUAAGGAAGGGAUUUUCUGUUCAAUUUCCUCAUGAUUAUUAUUCAGGCCGGAAUGCUUCUUGGAUAUUCAAAACAUGCCGAAAUAAUUCAAUCAGCUACUUCCAUGAGCAAUUAUUUGGCACAAGCAUCCUGAAUUGGACCCGUGCUUUCUUCUGGAGUGAAUCACAUUUCGCACAAUGUGUAUACUCAUACUAUACCCCAAAUCUUAUGUUCCAGAGGGUUGUGAUAGCCAUAGUGUCUGCUGUAAAUGUGGCCAAGUUAUAUUUUGUAUUAUGCAGGCUUGUACUCCCAGCACUGGUAGUAUUCACAUUCCUUGCCUACAAGUACUGGAAAACAAGGAUAACGAUUGAUGCAGUCGAGAAGUUCCUCCAGAUGCAACAAAUGCUUGGUCCGAUGAGGUUUGCCUACACGGACAUCACUGCCAUCACUAGCCAUUUUAGAGACAAGCUGGGUCAGGGAGGAUAUGGCUCCGUGUACAAAGGUGUGCUACUCCCAGGCAAUGUGCACGUAGCCAUCAAGAUGUUGGGCAACUCCAACUGCAACGGGGACGAGUUCAUCAGUGAGGUCUCCACCAUCGGUAGGAUCCACCACAUCAAUGUGGUUCGUCUUGUGGGCUUCUGUGCAGAGGAAAUGAGGAGGGCAUUGGUGUAUGAGUACAUGCCCCAUGGUUCUCUUGACAAGUACAUUUUCUCAGCCGAGAGAAGUUUCUCUUGGGAUAAGCUCAAUGAGAUUGCUUUGGGAAUUGCAAGAGGAAUCAACUACCUGCAUCUGGGUUGUGAUAUGCAGAUCCUUCACUUUGACAUCAAGCCACACAACAUCCUUCUGGAUAGCAAUUUUGUCCCAAAAGUUGCAGACUUUGGCCUCGCCAAGUUGUACCCGAGAGACAAGAGCUUUGUGCCAGCAAGUGCCAUGCGUGGAACUAUUGGGUACAUAGCUCCUGAAAUGGUAUCUCGUAGCUUUGGCGCCAUAUCAAGCAAAUCUGAUGUUUAUAGCUUUGGUAUGCUAUUGCUAGAGAUGGCGGGAGGGCGAAGGAACGCAGACCAAAAUGUAGCCAACUCAAGUCAAGCAUACUACCCGGCCUGGGUCUAUGAUCGUCUAGCCGCACAAGAAGUCAGUGAGAUAUCUGUUGCAUCUGACAUGCAUGAGUUAGAGAGGAAACUAUGCAUCGUUGGGCUGCGGUGCAUUCAAAUGAAGCCGCAAGAUCGUCCGACCAUGAGUGAGGUCAUAGAGAUGCUCGAGUGUGGCACUGAUGGCCUGCAAAUGCCUUCUAGGCCAUUCUUCUGUGAUAAUGAUCAUUAUAUGCCUGCUGCAGAUUCUUACCAUUUCUCAUCGGAGCUUACUGAAAUCUCUGAGGAAGACGAGUGAAGAAAUAUUUACAUGUCUUUGCAUUUGUGGUCUGGUGCUGGCAGUAUGAUAAUAAGGUGAGCAGAGCAUUAGCUUGUGAAACCUGAAAUGGACCGUUAAGUUUUAUGGUACAUGAGUUUCUGAUUCCUGUAAACAUUUACUACGUGGUGAAAACAUGUAUGUAUAACUUAAGAUGGAGAUUAGCAACUAUUAUAAUCAUGCUGGGAUGUAAUAUUUUUUUCCUGAAUGCAAGAUAUGCGUCACUGGACAGCAGACACUACAAA